This is a messenger RNA of Striga asiatica, 633 nucleotides long. NCBI's taxonomy places the organism in Eukaryota, Viridiplantae, Streptophyta, Magnoliopsida, Lamiales, Orobanchaceae. The record is from the annotation of a GenBank genome assembly.
AUGGGAGAUCCAAUGAAAGAAAAUGAUCAAGGUUCCGGAUAUCAAAGUUGGACUGUUGAAGAGAGCAAUGAACUUCGUAAACUUAUGUCUCAUCCUAAAGAUUCAAGCUUACAGACAGACCCUCAUCCAGACUAUGAAGAUCUGGGAAUUGCAGUUGGUAACAGUACAGCUAGAGGGACACACUCUAUUGCCAUAGGAGACGAUACUAUAGAAGAAAAUAGAGAAAGUGGGAGCUUGCUAGAUGAUUUCACAUAUGAUCCCUCAAGUGAUGCCUUUAUUCUGUCAAAACUCUUUCAUGCCAACCUCAACUCAACAACCAUGUUCGGAGCCUCGUCCACCUCAAGAAAACGAGCUAAAACUGAUUCUCAAACUAAGGCUACCUCAUUUGAUCCUAAAGAUACCCAAGACCUCGUAGAAAAACUUACAUCAAAUGUGGAAAAGUUUACUCGUGCUAUUGAGUCAAUUGACACAAAAGAGUACAACUGUUGGGAUCUGAUUAAGGAGAUUCUAGGCUUAACUUCUGAGGAUCGUUUCAAAGCUCUUGAUUUGCUUAAUACCAAAGCAAAAGAGUCAGAGUUUUCUAACAUGUCCCCGGAUGAACAAGCUAUGUGGAUAGCAUAUAAGUUCAAAUGA